UACUAGGGGAGCUUUCCAGCUAGUCAACACAAUUAAACACAGUGUCAAACACUAGAACACUGUGUAAAGCUGUUUGUUGGAACGCUAUUUAAUUUUCAAUAUCACCAGUAGAUAGCGCUUUAAACGUUAAAUAUAAUAUGUUUCCUUUCAUAGUUUUUAUAAAAUUAAAAACUUAUGUGACAUGUACCUAUUUGCUCGAAAAAAUUGUGUAUUAAUAAUAUUUAAUUAAUAUUAAUUAUAAAAAUGAACAACGACAAAAGAUUAAUUUUGCAAUUAAUGGAAGGAGUCAAUUAUUCAAUUUGCACCGAUUCCUCAAGUACCACAUUGGAUGAAUUAAAUAGUAGCAGUAGUAGUAGUACAGAUAAUAUUAUCAAUUCAUCAAGUGAUGAUGAUGAUUUGUUAUUGUUUCCGCUAAUGAAAUUUUUGACGAGUGGUAAAAAAAGACAACGUAUUGAAAAUUAUCUUGAAAUUAUAGACUCUUUGUCGGAUCAAGAAUUUAAAGAACACUUAAGAAUAAAUCGACGUACUGCAUUAACGUUAAUUGAUGAAUUGGAAUUAUCGGGUUACAUUCCAUCCCAUUCUUUUGGAAUACGACCACUUUCUGCAAAAUUGAGUUUUAUUUUAUUUUUAUGGUAUAUUGCAAAUACAGAACCUUUGCGAACUUUAUCGGAUAGAUUUGAUAUUUCAAUUUCAUCUGUAUUCCGAGUUUUGCGACGAAUUACAAAGUGGUUUCUGAGUAAAUUAGAUACGAUUAUUAAAUGGCCACAAGAACAAAAUGUUAAAAUUGUAUGUGACAAAUUUUUUAUCAAACAAGGAGUACCAAAUGUUUUAGGGGCAAUUGACGGCACUCACAUUAGAAUAGAAAAACCGUCAAUUAAUGCACGUGAUUAUAUAAAUCGAAAAAAAUAUUUUUCAAUCUGCUUACAAGCUGUUGUAGAUUCUGAUAUGCGAAUUACAAAUAUAUAUUGUGGCGAACCUGGUUCUCUUCAUGAUUCACGUGUUCUUAGAAGAUCUCCUUUAUAUGAAGCAGCAUCUGUUAAUCAAGCAAUGUUAUUUCCUAAUCAAACAUUUAUAUUAGGUGAUUCGGCAUAUCCCUCUUUACCAUGGCUUGUUUCACCGUAUAAAGAUAACGGUCAUUUAUCUCCUCAACAAGUAGAAUUUAAUUACAUGAUUUCGUCAACACGGAUUUCAGUUGAGAGAGCAUUUGGUCAAUUAAAAGGGCGUUUUAGACGUAUUAAAUUUUUUAAUGAAUACCGUACAUUACCUUUUAUUAUUAAUACAGUAGUAGCAGCUUGUAUUUUACACAAUUAUUGCAUCAAUGAAAAUGAUACAUAUGAUUUUCCUGAAUAUUAUGAUGAAAAUAUAAAUAACAUUUUAAAUAAUAAUGGAAUAAUUGAAGAAAAUAUUCCAGGAGAUCGUAGAACUCAAUUAUUCAAUGAAAUUUUUCCUUGUUAAGAAAAAUAUAAGACUUACAUGUACAAAAUAUUUUACUUUUAAUAAAAUAAAAUGACUUAUAUGAAU
This is a messenger RNA of Monomorium pharaonis (pharaoh ant), 1521 nucleotides long. RefSeq names its product protein ANTAGONIST OF LIKE HETEROCHROMATIN PROTEIN 1-like. Lineage: Eukaryota; Metazoa; Arthropoda; Insecta; Hymenoptera; Formicidae. The record is from RefSeq and is a predicted model, not a curated record. The transcript has 3 exons. Bases 244 to 1455 code for a protein of 403 amino acids.